UCCGCGCCCGCCGCGCGCUGCUGCCAUCCUUCCUGCAGCCACGGAAGGGUAGCUUCUCGAUCUCCCGGAGCCACGGAGAAUGGCACUGAGCCACGGAGAAUGGCACUGAGCCCCACCGGCAGCAGGAACCUCGGCGGCUGGGACUAGUUGGGCUUCGUACCCCUUUCCCUCGCCUCGCCGGGCUUCAGAGCCCGGAGCCCGCCCUCCCGCACGCCCCCCUCCUCCUCUCCAAGUGGGCCGACUUCAGGGGUCCCACCAGGGCAGGGUCGAGUCCGUCCGGACUAAAAAGAGCGCGGACUUUCCUUGUCUAACCUCCCUCCACCCCGUACAGACACACUCGAAGGUCGGGGGUCGCCAGCCCCUUGCCCUAGCAAACAGAGCCACGGGAGGCUACAAGGGGAUCUCGGGGUGCAGAAGAGAACGCCCGGGGCUGGGUUCCUCCGAGCGGGCGCGAUCGUCCACGCCUGCUUCCCAGACUUCUCCCCCAGCUCCCGGGUUUCGGAUGAGGAGUUCAGCGCGGCGGGAGGCGGACCAGGCGGAGCAGUGAGCUAAGGGAGUUGGAGUGGGGGGUGUGCUGUGCUUCAAUUCAGUGGCCCCCUUCCUGGCCCAGCUGGGGCAGUGAGUGGGGUAUCUUCUCCUGCCUGUCUCUGCCGCCUGCUUCAGAGGGGGUGGGGACAGAGAUCCCCCACCCCCUUCACCCCCUACUGCCACCCGGGCUGGAGGAAGGAGUCUUUCCGAGGGGGGGAGGGGAACCUUGCGAGCCUCGAGAGGACAGAGCAAGACAUGCAGAAAUGUUUUCCUGAUGAUGUAUGGUUGUGUGUAUUCGAACACUACAAUAAUCAAAGAAGUAAAGCUGCAGAUGACCCAGAAGGCAAUGGAAACACACAUGGUCAUCAAGAAUACCUCUAAAAUUAUGAAUCUGGAUGACUGGGAGGAUAGUAGUGCCCUCAACGGAAACAGAGAAGGCUGGAAGAAGGACCAGUUUAAGAAAAGAGAUGAUGAUCUAUUAGGAGCCCUUUCUUGGAAAUUGUCAGUCCCAAGCAUUUUCCCAAGGCACUGGAGCGGGGUGACACCUAGGAUGCCUGGGAUGUUGCUGCUAUUCUCCACUGCUCUGCUCUCCAGCUGUGUCCAGCUACUUGCAGAAGCUAACUCUUGGUGGUCUUUGGCCAUGAACCCAGUGCAAAGACCUGAAAUGUUCAUCAUUGGAGCCCAGCCUGUAUGUAGUCAACUGCCUGGGCUUUCCCCUGGCCAGAGAAAGCUAUGUCAGCUCUACCAGGAGCAUAUGGCCUACAUUGGGGAAGGAGCCAAGACAGGCAUCAAAGAAUGUCAGUAUCAGUUCCGUCAAAGACGCUGGAAUUGCAGCACUGUGGACAACACUUCUGUCUUUGGGAGGGUCAUGCAGAUAGGUAGCCGAGAGACUGCUUUCACAUAUGCUGUGAGCGCUGCAGGUGUGGUCAACGCCAUUAGCAGAGCCUGUCGGGAAGGCGAGCUUUCCACGUGUGGCUGUAGCAGGACUGCCCGGCCUAAGGAUUUGCCCCGGGACUGGCUGUGGGGUGGCUGUGGAGACAAUGUGGAGUAUGGCUACCGCUUUGCCAAAGAGUUUGUGGAUGCUCGGGAGCGAGAGAAAAACUUUGCCAAGGGCUCAGAGGAACAGGGUCGUGUACUUAUGAAUCUGCAGAACAAUGAGGCUGGUCGCAGGGCUGUAUACAAGAUGGCAGAUGUGGCCUGCAAAUGCCAUGGUGUUUCAGGAUCCUGUAGCCUCAAGACCUGCUGGUUACAGCUGGCUGAGUUCCGAAAGGUGGGAGACCAACUGAAGGAGAAGUACGACAGUGCGGCCGCCAUGCGUAUCACUCGGAAAGGCAAACUAGAGCUAGUGAACAGCCGCUUCAACCAGCCCACCCCUGAGGACUUGGUCUAUGUAGACCCUAGCCCGGACUACUGCUUUCGCAACGAGACCACUGGCUCCCUGGGCACUCAGGGCCGCCUCUGCAACAAGACCUCAGAGGGCACGGAUGGCUGUGAGCUGAUGUGUUGUGGCCGGGGCUAUGACCAGUUCAAGAGUGUCCAGGUGGAGAGAUGCCACUGCAAGUUUCACUGGUGCUGCUUUGUCAAGUGCAAAAAAUGCACAGAAGUCGUCGACCAGUAUGUCUGUAAAUAACCCGGCAGAGGCAUCACUCUUCUGGCUGCCCCCCCCCCCCACUUCUUCUAUUUCCUC
This is a messenger RNA of Vombatus ursinus (common wombat), 2215 nucleotides long. It is a transcript of the gene WNT5B, whose product is annotated as Wnt family member 5B. The record is from RefSeq and is a predicted model, not a curated record. Gene Ontology annotation, cellular component: extracellular region. Gene Ontology annotation, biological process: neuron differentiation; cell fate commitment; multicellular organism development. The coding region runs from base 803 to 2158 and encodes 451 amino acids. NCBI's taxonomy places the organism in Eukaryota, Metazoa, Chordata, Mammalia, Diprotodontia, Vombatidae. The transcript is spliced from 7 exons. Gene Ontology annotation, molecular function: frizzled binding; cytokine activity.